GAAGCCCGUGUUUGGUUCUCAGAUCCUUUGGGAAGAGUCACAAAGCGUUUUCCUCAGAGAGGAGCGGAGUGGCCGAGAGCUCGGGAGUCAUCCGCAGGAAGCAAGCGCUGCUCUGGACGCCGCAGACCCCACGACACGUCCCGGAUCACUGUGGUGAGGGAGAACGAGAGAAAGCAAAGAGCGAAAAGAGGAAGAAAGAAGUGUCGGAUGAUGAUGACAUCUGAUCUGAGUGAUAGCUGAUCUCUCUUUUCUGUCUGACAGCUUGAACUGUGGAUCUCCAGGCGCGCCAGGAGUGACUUUUGAACACCUUUUCACACCGGCUCAGUCCACAUCCUGCGCGUCCUGCUGGCAAUUUAAAUCCGCUUUUUUUUUUUUUAAAGUGUUUGUACAUUUUGGAUCCUACUAUUCCGGUAUGAUUGGUUUUAGCACACACUCAUCGGGACUAGAAUUAGAGGAAUAAACCAAAAAAAACCCUGCUUGAUCUUUUGCGAAGCGCACGCAGCAGCCGCAGCAAAGAGCGCACCCACGUUGCUCUUCUUGAAUCACAGUGAAGGAUCUACAGGAGAACAAGUGCACAGCUCAGGCAGGGGGAAAGACUGAGAAACAGAAGGACAGGCACUGAUAUACGGAGGUCUGUUAAUGUUUGGAAUCCAAGAGAGCAUCCAGAGAAGCGGCAGCAGCCUGAAGGAGGAGCCGCUGGGAGGCAUGAACACUGUCCGGAGCUGGAUGCAGGGGGGCGGCGUGCUGGACGCCAACACGGCCGCCCAAAGUGGAGUGGGUCUGGCCCGGGCUCACUUUGAGAAGCAGCCGCCCUCCAACCUGCGCAAGUCCAACUUCUUCCACUUCGUCCUGGCUCUGUACGACCGGCAGGGUCAGCCGGUGGAGAUCGAGAGGACCAACUUCGUGGACUUCAUCGAGAAGGAGAAGGAGACGAGCGGAGAGAAGACCAAUAACGGGAUUCAUUACCGGCUGCAGCUUCUUUACAGUAACGGCAUCAGAACAGAGCAGGACUUUUAUGUUCGACUCAUAGACUCCAUGACUAAACAGGCGAUUGUUUAUGAAGGCCAAGACAAGAACCCAGAGAUGUGCAGAGUGUUGCUGACACACGAGAUCAUGUGCAGUCGGUGCUGUGACAAGAAGAGCUGCGGAAACCGUAAUGAGACACCCUCAGACCCUGUUAUCAUCGACAG
This is a messenger RNA of Morone saxatilis (striped sea-bass), 1190 nucleotides long. RefSeq names its product transcription factor COE1-A-like. Gene Ontology annotation, biological process: regulation of transcription by RNA polymerase II. Lineage: Eukaryota; Metazoa; Chordata; Actinopteri; Moronidae. The record is from RefSeq and is a predicted model, not a curated record. Gene Ontology annotation, molecular function: RNA polymerase II cis-regulatory region sequence-specific DNA binding; DNA-binding transcription factor activity, RNA polymerase II-specific.